AACACGAAACAGAGUGUUGAACACAAAGUUGAAGGUUGAAACUUUUUUGCUACAUAUAGAGGGGACACGCAAGAAGAAGAAUGGACAUUAGGAUGAAGAGAGGACUCGCAAGCUUAAUCAAGACGCCAAUAGAGAGAGGGUGGGGUAAUGGGUUGCGCUGUUUCAACUCUUCUUCUUCGGUGUUGAAGGGCGUCACCACCCCCACUCUGCUUCAGCCCAGAGUGCUUCUCUACGACGCCGUUUCUCACCUCUGCCACCGAGGAGUAAAAUGGGUAAUCAGAGCAGACAAGGACAGAAAGAUCAAAUUUUGUUGCGUUCAGUCUGAUACUGCUGAGCUCUAUCUGAGAGCUUGUGGUCUUGAACGAGAGGAUGUCUUGCACCGCAUUCUGUUUGUUGAAGGCCUGAAUGUUUACUCUCAGGGAUCCACUGCUGCAUUGCGAGUACUGUCGCACUUGCCACUACCUUACUCUGCUUUUAGUGCGCUCUGCGUGAUUCCAUCUCCACUCAGAGAUGGUGUCUACAAUUAUGUAGCAAAACGAAGGUACGAAUGGUUUGGUAAGGCUGACGAUUAUUUGGUUUUGCAAGAGAAAGAGCUGCUUGAGCGUUUCAUAGAUAGGGAAGAACUGAUGAGUCGAGAUAAGGAUUCCUAGUUUUAGCUGCUGCCUGAAGGUAUCAGCCGCAAUUCACAUUCACAAUCAAGAUUUUUUCUUUUGUUAAAAAAAUGUUUAAGAAUUGCAAAUUACACUUGUAUCUGUAGUGAUGGACAAGUAAUGAGUGGCUUAGUUUAAGAAUCAAAUGCUAAACUUGUUAUUUGAUACUUGUCUUGUAUACUAGCAGUCUUGUAUUUGAUCUGAGCUAAGGGAGAGCUUAAGGUCGAAGAAUAGAUUGCUAAAGCACAAGUGCAAAUGUUAAAUCAUGGACGCAUUUUGGUGAGAACUUAUUGUUGGGAUUCUUGGGAACACACGGUGCUUCAAGAGUACAUUAUUUGUUGCUGCAGUUAUUAUUAUGAUAGUAAAUAGUUAGAUAGUUGAUGAGUUAA
Glycine soja is the source of this 1039-nucleotide messenger RNA. RefSeq lists its product as uncharacterized. Lineage: Eukaryota; Viridiplantae; Streptophyta; Magnoliopsida; Fabales; Fabaceae. Gene Ontology annotation, molecular function: protein-disulfide reductase activity. The transcript has 3 exons. Bases 81 to 650 code for a protein of 189 amino acids. The record is from RefSeq and is a predicted model, not a curated record.